Molecule: messenger RNA, 942 nt
Organism: Budorcas taxicolor (takin)
Lineage: Eukaryota; Metazoa; Chordata; Mammalia; Artiodactyla; Bovidae
Product: olfactory receptor 52E1-like
Biological process (GO): G protein-coupled receptor signaling pathway
Cellular component (GO): membrane
Molecular function (GO): olfactory receptor activity; G protein-coupled receptor activity
Source: RefSeq, a predicted model, not a curated record
AUGAUGGCCUCACUCAAUGCCACACUAUUUCAUCCCUCCUCUUUCCUUCUUCUGGGGAUACCUGGACUGGAACAUAUGCAUAUAUGGAUUGGUUUUCCUUUCUUUGUUGUGUAUCUGACAGCUGUACUUGGGAAUACUAGCAUCCUUUCUGUGAUUCAGACUGGUAGUCUCCAUCAGCCCAUGUUCUUCUUCCUGGCCAUUCUGUCAUCUGUUGACCUGGGCCUGUCCACAUCCACCAUCCCCAAGAUGCUUGGCAUCUUCUGGUUCAAGCUGAGAGAAAUCUCCUUUGAGGGCUGCCUGGUCCAGAUGUUCUUUAUCCACCUAUGCACUGGCAUGGAGUCGGCUGUGCUCGUGGCCAUGGCCUAUGAUCGCUAUGUGGCCAUCUGUAACCCUCUUCACUACACACUGGUGCUGACAAACAAGGUGGUAACCAUCAUUGCAUUGGCAGUCCUCCUGAGACCUCUGACUUUUGUCAUCACCUUUGUUCCGCUCAUUCUAAGGUUACCAUUUUGUGGGCACCAAAUCAUACCUCACACUUACUGUGAGCACAUGGGUAUUUCCCGCCUAUCCUGUGCCAGCAUCAGGGUCAACAUCAUCUAUGGCUUAUGUGCUAUCUCUAUCUUGGUGUUUGACAUUGUAGCCAUUGUCAUCUCCUAUGUACAGAUCCUCCGUGCUGUAUUUCAACUUCCUUCCCAUGAUGCCCGGCUCAAAGCUCUCAGCACCUGUGGUUCCCAUGUGUGUGUCAUGUUGGCUUUCUACACUCCUGCAUUUUUUUCAUUCAUGAUCCACAGGUUUGGCCGGAAUAUACCACGCUAUAUCCACAUCCUUCUGGCCAAUUUCUAGGUAGUCAUUCCACCUGCUCUCAACCCUGUAAUCUAUGGUGUCAGGACUAAACAGAUUAGAGAGCAUGUGCUGAAAGUAUUUUCCAAGAAAAAAGCAUAA